UUGUUAGGGUGACUCGAUGUCACUGUCAGAUGAUACCAUGGCAGGAAGACGCGAAGGAGACACGAGCACGCUUGUUGAUCAGGAAAAGAUCCCGGAUAAGACUGGCCAAGAGGGAACAUUUAAGACCGGAAUUGGCAUUGCUCUAACGUGCAUAGGAUGCAUGGUGGGAACAGGAAAUAUCUGGAGAUUUCCUCGAAUCUUAGCCAACAACGGAGGCCAGCAAGGCUGUCUGCAAUUCUUGAUGGUAUGGGUCCUCUUCCUCUUCAUUUGGUCCAUUCCCAUGCUGGUCAUCGAGUAUGCCAUGGGCCGCUACACCAAACGCUCCACCAUCGUCUCUUUUCAGCGCAUGAUCGGCGACAACAACAUGUGGGGCGGGGCCUGGAUUGCCAUGGUUACCCUGGGCAUAUCGGCAUAUUACUCUGUGAUCAUCGGCUGGUGUCUGUACUAUCUAUUCUAUUUUAUGGUCAACGUACUCCCAACAACGUCCGAGGAAAGUUUCAGCAUCUUUGAUGAUUUUGUCGAGGAUUCUUGGAUGCCCGUACUGUGCCACUUUGUCACCAUCCUCCUUGGGGCUGUCUCGGUGGCCUGGGGUGUCAAGAGCAUCGAGUUGGCCAACUGCAUCGUGGUUCCUCUCUUCCUUCUUCUCCUGCUCUUCACCUUCAUCUGGAGCAUGACAUUGGAGUAUGCUGGCCGUGGCCUGAAAUUUAUGUUCUCACCAGAUUGGGAACAGUUCCGAGAGCCCCGGAUGUGGGUUGACGCCAUUACCCAGAAUGCAUUUGACACAGGGGCCGGCUCAGGGCUGUUUGUCUCGUACGCUGCUUUCAUGACAGCGAAAAACGGCAUUGUCCGCUCUGCCAGCCUAGUGCCUCUGUGCAACAAUGUUAUCAGCCUCGUCUGCGGAAUGUUGACAUUCGCCACAGUCUUUGCAACGGAAGUGAAAAAUGGAUCGUCGACAGAACAAAUUGUCGAACUUUUGAAAGAAAAUGGACCCGGAAAUACAGGACUAACCUUUGUAUGGAUGCCUAUCCUGUACAACCAGAUCAAUGGAGGCCGAGUUUUGAUGGUCUUUUUCUUCUUUGCACUCUUACUGGCCGGUUUCAGCUCCCUCGUGGCCCAGCUGGAGCUGUUCGUCCACAACGUCAAAGAUUUUGGAGUCUCGAGAAAGAAAGCUUCAGGGUUCGUGGUCCUGUUGGUGUUUCUUCUCGGCCUUGGCUCUGCUCUCAGUCUUGACUUCCUUGCUAACCAGGAUUUCGUCUGGGGUUUUGCUCUGCUCCUGUCUGGGAUGGCCUUGCAGUAUCUGGUCAUCCGCUUCGGCGCCAGGCGUUUCCGCCAAGAGCUGACCAAUAAUUUCAGUGAGAGUGACUGGCCACUGCCCCUUAUCUGGGAAUGGAUCGUAAAGUUUAUUGCACCUUUGGAGGCUGUAGCACUGAUCGUUUGGUGGAUCGUCACAACAAUACAAGAGUCUGAACCUUGGUAUAGUUUCGCCACAGAGAGUUUUAUGAUAACAAUCGUACAGUGGAUAGGCUUUUUUGCUCUCAUCCUGGUACUGAACUUGCUGUACGUGAAGUUCAUCAGACGCUAUUUUCCCAUACCUAAAGAUGACUCAGGAUUACUCCUGCCCUCAGCUGAUAAUGAAGUUAAGGGCAUCGAUGGAACGUACAAGACUUUCCACGAAGAGACCACCCUCAGUGACGAAGGGUAGUGCUAGGUCAGUAUAAACCUGGUGAAGGCGCUGUGGAUUUGGUCACUGAGCGCCGCGAGUGGAUGAUAGGUGGCAGCUGCUGCAACUGAACACUGGGGUCAGUUUCAGGAAGCAAUACCAUUCAUGUAAUCACUUUCUAUUAGUGCCAUAAGCUAUUUUAAGAAAUUUUCGAAUGUCGAAUUUCAUUUUUGAUUGUGACCCAUUUCACUGGUCGGGAUCAAAAAUGAUCGGAGCUUUUGAGACUCUGUGAUUCUUUUUCGAUCGAUAUUGUCGUCGGUAAGCAGCUGAGUUUCUAUUAAUAAGUGUAAUUAAUCCCACGUGGAUGCCUGUGGGUGUAACCUGUCCAAGUUAAUAUUUUUCCGAAUGCAGUAUUAAAUAAAGUCGUAAAUGACAAAUGGGCGUGAAAUCUUUGUUUUUCUGUGUUCAUUUUAUUUCCAGAUAAUCUGUUUGGUAGCAUACAUGAGAUAAGUUCGAGUUAAUUAACUGUGCAAUUAUGUCAUAGAAGUUAACUUGUCACAAUUAAGGACGUGUAUUAUAACCUGCAUUGUAUUACAAUUUAUUGUGAAUUAUCAGAAGCGUAAGCAGGGAAAUAUGGAAAGAUUUCCCAAACUUAAAAUGCAGUUCAUUUCCACAAUAAAUUGAGACAGGAGUAAAUUGUCGUAUGAAUAAACUAUGAUCUUAUUUUAGCAUUUAUAUUACUUGUCCAUUACAUCAUGUCGAUUGGUAAAUGUAUUAUGAAUGUCGUUAGAUUCGUGUUUUCUGUGUUGUCUUUGAACUGAGCAGUGCAUAAGAACGUGAUAUUUUUUAUAUAUAUUUUCUCAUUGCACGCAUGAGAAGGCAUGAUGGGUGUGAAGUUACUUUCUAUUUUAAAAGGAAGGGCUUUACUCAAAUGACUGUUCCCAUUCCAGUUAAAAGUUUUUCGGAAACAAACGGGGGAGAGUUACGAAGCAGAAUUAGAGUCAAAAAGAUCAGAACACGUUUUCCGAGAAAUCUAAUAAUUUUUAACAAUCGAUUUUUUUCAAUGUAAUGUUUUUUAUAACAGAACGUACUUUGAAUUUUUGAAUUCAUUUUCCAAAACCGAAUGAAAUCUUUCGUACCUAAUAUAUCUUUUGGGGAUGAAAUUUUACAGACCUAACAUGUUUUUAAUAUUCGAAUGAAAUUUUUUUU
Messenger RNA from Acanthaster planci (crown-of-thorns starfish), 2869 nucleotides. RefSeq lists its product as uncharacterized. NCBI's taxonomy places the organism in Eukaryota, Metazoa, Echinodermata, Asteroidea, Valvatida, Acanthasteridae. The record is from RefSeq and is a predicted model, not a curated record. Gene Ontology annotation, cellular component: membrane.